Molecule: messenger RNA, 5871 nt
Organism: Schizosaccharomyces japonicus yFS275
Lineage: Eukaryota; Fungi; Ascomycota; Schizosaccharomycetes; Schizosaccharomycetales; Schizosaccharomycetaceae
Product: sporulation protein Spo15
Exons: 1
Coding region: 1-5871 (1956 amino acids)
Source: RefSeq, a predicted model, not a curated record
AUGGCGUCGACGAAAGAGCUUGCGCCCCUGCGGCAGACAGAAGCUCGUCUGCAAAAGGAGCUCGCAGAAAGCAAGAAAGUUCGUGAAGAUCUUGAGAAAAGGCUCGCGGGUCAAGAAAGUUCUGACUCGUCCGAGUCUGUGUCUGCAGAGAAGCAACAGCUUAAGCGGACGUUGGAUACUCAAAACGCCGAGUUAGAACGACUUCGUUCAAAACUCGCCGAGAAGGAGAAACUUUCGCUUGAGUAUGAAUCCGUUCUUCAAGAUAUCCGUGUGGCCGAGAACGAGCUUAAGGCCAGAAAUGAAAAAAUGGGCGAAGUUUUGCAUAAUGCAAUCCAGCAGUUAGCUGGCGAGCGCAAGACGAAUGCUGAUUUAAACGAGAAGAUUCAGUCACUUUCCGCAGAUGCUGAGGAAAAAGAGCAGCACUUAAACGAACUUCAGGACUUACUUAAACAGUCUCAACAGAGUUUAGCUGACGAAAAAGACAACAACUCGCAUCUUGAGGAGAACAUAUCUGAGUUAAAGCAAAAACUUGAAGGUGUGGACAAGUCUCUCGCUACCGCCGAAUUAGAAUUGGCGGAGACGCAGGCAAAGCUGAAAGAAGCUGUUCAAGAGAAGGAGGUGUUGAAGACCAAUGUUUCGGAAACACAGACGCGCUUGGAUGAAGCAAACAUGGUUCUGACUGAUGAAAUCAAUAAGAGUAAACAGUGUUUGUCUGAACUUUCGGAAGGAAAGAAACUUCGCACGGAGCUCGAAAAUGUUAUUUCGGAGCAAAAGAAACAGCUCGCCACCUUUACCGAACAAUCCCAGGAAUUUGAGGAAUAUAAGCAAAAGGCAGAAGCUUUUGAAAAGCAAGCUGCUGAACUUCAGUUAUGCCAGACCACUAUUGAUGAGAUGAAAGAAAUGAUUUCUAAGCUCGAAACCGAGAAGCAAGAUGCACUUAACCAGCAGCAAGACUUAAAGAACGACCUCCAAUCUAAGCAAGAAACAGUUGAAUCUUUGCAAAAAUCACAAGUUGAUUUCCAAGAGCAGCUGUCUGCUUCGCAAGCAGAACGUUCGGAAUUGACUAGUCUUAUUGAUGAAAAGGAAGCCGAGGUAACCGAGUACAAACGGGCUACCAAGGUAGCUGAAGAAAAGGUUGAGUCUUUAGACCAUGAAUUGGACGAUUUACGUAAUUCCAUUUCAGUUCUUGAGCAGGAUAAGUCAAAGCUUACUUCUGAACUUGAACAACUUCGAGAGGAGGCAUCACAAAAAGAUCUUGAGCAUACUUCCUUGUCGAAGAAGUUAGAGGACUUUGAAAAUUUGUCGAAUGAGCAUAAUGAAGUUGUCGAGCAGGUUGCUUCUCUACAAACUGCUUUGGAAACUGAAAAAGAGAAACUCAAUUCAGUCUCUGAAACGCUUGUCGAAGCACAGCAGAAACUUGCUUCCUCACAAGCUGCUUAUGCGAAGAAGGAAGAGGACUUCGAAGCUUUGAGCGCACAACUGGACGAAAGUAUUGGUCAAGUUAGAGAUUUCCAGGAGAAGCUUACCGAGGAUGCCAGAGUACAAGACGAACUCAAUAUCAGAAUCGGUAAUCUCCAGAAAACUGAAGAAGAACUACUCCAAAAAGUCUCAACCUCCGAUGGAUUGAUUGACAAAUUCAAAGAAAAGCUUCAAUCGACAUUGUCUGAUUAUAAGGGCGUUUCUGAGGAGCGCGAUUCCCUGAAGAAACAGUUCGAUGAGCUUUCUGAAAUGCAUGGUUCUUUGCAAGAGGAAUCUGAUGAGCAAGCAAAGCAACUUGAUGCUUAUAAAGAGAAGCUUGUGCAAAAGAACAACGACAUUGAGAAGUUGAAGAAUGACUGCGAGACUAAUUCGCAGGCGUUGUCAAUGGUUGAAGGCCAACGUAUGGAGUUGCAAGCUCUUGUUGAUGAAUUACGGGAUUCUUACUCAAAAUGUGAGGAACAGCUUGCGGCAACAAGGGAAAUGGUUGCUAAUAACUCCAAGUCUUUGGAGGAAAGUACGGCUAGAGAAGAAGAGCUUAAGCAACUGGUCGCAUCUUUGGAGGAAUCCGUUGAAUCGAAGGAUACUGAGAUCAUGGAUUUGCAGACACAGCUUAACGGAACAACCUCUGAGCUUGAGUCCCUGAGAGAUAGUUUAAGCGAUGCACAUGCAAACAACGAGCAGCUGGAAUCUUCCAAGGAUGAACUCUUGGCGGAGUUGAAUUCGGCAAAGGAAGCAAUUUCGAAAAUGAACUCUGAGAAGGAGGAGCAUACUCGUUUAAUUGAUGAGCAUGAGAAGAAACUUGAAUCUGAGAAGGAAGAACGUGCUCGUUUAGUUGAUGCACAUACGAAGAAUCUUCAAUCAGAGCAAGACAAACGUGAGCUUAUUGAGCAAGAAAAGGCAGAGCUGAACACACAAUUAGAGGCUUUGACGUCUAAUCUUUCUGCUGCAAACUCAAACCAAAGUCGUCUUCAAGAGCAGGUCUCAGCUCUUGAAAGUGAGUUAAAGCAAGGCCAGCUUAACAUUACUGAGUUACAGCACAAGUACGAUGAUGCUGUAGAAGCACAAGAAGCUUUGAGCAAGCAACUUGAAAAUAAGACUGCUGAACUUGAGCAGCUCCACGAAUCUCUUGCUGGUACUACUACUAAGCUUAAGCAACGUGAGGAAGAGUCUAGUGAUCUUACAGAAAGAGUCGCAUCAUUGACUACCGAACUGGAGAAAGCUAAUAAGGUUCUUGCCGAAACGAAUGAGGAAUUUGCUAAAUCCGGUGAACUUGUAGAGAAACUUCAAAUUCAGACAAGUGAGUUGGAGAAGAAACAUGCUGAUGUUGAGAUCUUGCUCCAAGAGAAGACUCAAGAAUUGGCCAAGGUGCUGGAACACAAAGAUACUUUGGAGGCAUCAAAACUUUCUGUCGAAAGCAUUCUCUCUGAGAACGAAGAGGAGCUGAGAAAGCUCAAGGAAGAGAAUACUCAGCUCUCUGAAACGCUGGCUGCUGUAAAAACAACAUGCGAUUCGCUUGCCGAUGAACGCUCCAGUUUGGAGAGACAACAAUCACAACUUCAAGAACAACUUAGUGCCUUGCAGUCAGAUAUUGUCGAUAUCAAGUUGAAGAAGGAGCAAUUGCAAUCUGAUCUUGACACAAAGGUUAUCGACCUUAAUCAGUCUGAUGAGACACAAAAGCAGCUUCGGAAGUUGAAUAAGGAACUUCUUUCGAAGAUUGCUGGUUUACAGCACAUGUCUGAGAAACUCUCGACAGCCGAAUCAAACCUUAAAGAGAAAGCAUCAGAUCUCGAGAAGCUUAGUGGUGAGCAUGACAAGGUUCUUAGUGACUAUGCUUCCCUGCAAAAUAAGCUUGAAGAUUCAGAGACAAAAUCUGCAGCUUUGUCUCAGAAGGUAGUUGAAUUGGAGAAGUCUUUGCAACUUUCUGAUAUUAGUAAGACAUCUUUCAUGGAAAAGCUUAAAAGUGCAUUGGAAGAAAAGACAGAGCUUCAAGUCAUUUAUGACGAUUUGUCUGAGAAGGUUAAAUCCUUCGGUUCUGCGCUACAUGACAACCUCAAUGAGGGUAAUCCGAUUCUGCAGACCAUUGAUAAUGCCCGAGAAAAGGGUUUCGGUUAUCUCGACGCUCUUUCGAGUGUAAUUCUUUCUUCUUAUAAUGAACAUGAGUCUAGUGUCAAACAAUUACAAAGCUCUAGUAAUCUGCUUCAGAAUAAACUCUCGAUGGCUGAAAUCAGAGUUGAUGAACUUCGUGGUCAAUGUGAGGAACUCUCUUCCAGUUUGAGUGAUGCAAACGAACAGAGGGAACAACAAACCAAGGAGUUGAAUGCUCUUCGUCGUGAAUUUGAGAACAUCGAAGAGAAGAACAACUUUUUGCAAACAAAGCUUGAGGGUAAACAAAGCGAGCUUGCAACAAGUGCCGCUUCAAAUGAAGAACUUCAGAAAGAAAAUAAUACGCUUCAGAAGAAGCUUGAAGAAUCCAACGCUCUGCUUAAGAGCAAGGAAGCCCAGGUACUGAAACUGGAAGCUGAAAUUGACGAUCUGAAUAACAAGGUCGAUAGUCUUUCUCAAGACUUAAAUUCUGUAAAGAACACACUUGCUCAAAAUUCCAAUCUGCUUGACCAGAGAACUGCAACAGUUGAAUCACUCUCUAAGAGUUUGGACAGUGAACGUCAAGGAAAACUCGAAUACACCGAAAAGGUGAAGGGUCUUCAACUGCAAACGGAAACACUUCAGCGUGAGCUUAAGGGGGCUCAAACAGAGGCUAAAGAGGUACGCGACGAGCUGGAGAAAUCGAAUUCUCUGAUUGAACAAUUAGAACAAACCCGAAAAACGGAGAAAGAAAGCCAUACGUCCUCGACUGAAGCGCUUCAGUCAGAAAUUGAAAAGCUUCUUUCUAAAAUAGAGGAACUCGAGUCUUCCGUUGAAAGCGGAAGAUUAGAGGUUACUAAAGCCGUUGAAGAACAUCAAAGGGUUAUAAAUGAGCAUACGAGCUCUUACGAAUCCGUUUUGGAUUCUUUGCGUAAAGAAGUUGAAAAGAAAUCUGCAGAUUUGGAAAUUAAAAACCAAGCUGUUAGUGCUCUUGAAGAAAAAGUCACUGAACUUCAACAGCAGCAUGCUGCCGUGAUUCGUGAUUAUGAGGGAAGAGAGAGUGAUUUGAAGGAGAAACUUUCUAAGCAACAACAGGAACUCGAAAGUGUUACUGUCGGACUUACUAAAACAAAGCAGGAUAUUAAAGACAAAGACAAACAAAUUGAGCAAUUGCGCGAUUCCGUCUCUCAACUUAGCGAUGCCAAGUUGUCACUUGAUGAGGAGGUUCAUAAUGUUAAUUUGCGUCUUGCUUCCGUGAAGGAGGAGUUGGCUUCCGUUAGAUCAGAUCUUAAGGUAAAGGAACAACAGCUGAGUCGUGCCAAGGAUGAUGAUGAGGAAAACAGCAGAAAAUUUGCUGCUUUGAGUGCUCUUCCAGCUGAGUGUGAAAAGUUGAAGCUUAGAGUCUCAGAGCUCACUGCGAGCUUGAAAGAUCGUGAUGAAGAAUCCGCAAAGCUUGCUUCUGAGAACGCUGUUUUCCUUGAGCAAUGCAGAAAUCUGCAGAAGACAAUUCAAGGAGAACAGCAAGUGUCUUCUGAUAUGCGACAAAAGUGUAAAGAUUUGGAGGAGGUUUGCACCUCUUUGCACGAUCAGCUUGAAAGACAAGCUCGGGCAUUUGCUGAAAGCGAGCAGAACAGGGCCAAGGAAUUGGCAAGUAUGAAGCAUAACUUGAAGACCAAUGAGAAACUACUUAAAUCGCUUAGGCAAAAACAGAGUAGAUCUAUUUCUCGUUCAACUGCUCUGGUUUAUGAAAAUUACUUGCUUGAGUUUGAAGAUGCCUUCAAUGGUUUGAAGGACAGAAUUAGUGCCAUGGAGCUAUCCCAAGAGAAGCUCGAGUUGACUUGGUACGGUCGUUUCCUUGGUUCAAUGGAUUCCGACAGACGUGAGCAGCUGCAAGGAUUUAAGGAGCAAAUCGCAAAGGUUGGAUCAAUGUUGGGAUCUAAUUUUGCUGAGCUUUUGCGGAAGGAUGCUGAAGUUUGCCUCCAUGAGGAGAACGAACGCGAUUCUCUUAUUGAGUCUUACAGCCAAAAGGUUUCAGAUAUGUCUGCGUCGGUGAAUGCACUUCAGUCUUUGCUCGAUAAAGAAAUGCGGUUCCGUGAAUCUUUGGCUUUCUCGAAAGCCUACUUAUUGAAAACCUGUGCUUUGCAGGCUGGUCCCAACAAGUCGACGGUCUUAGACUAUUUCCCGACUUCGCGGUAUCCGAAGGCAGCAAAACUGAAGAGCGCGUUUUUGAGCGUCUUGUCUAUCCAACGCAUGAAAAAGUUGAGCCAGCAGGCUGCUCGCGCUCAACAAAUUCUUGGAGCGCUUCACUGA